Pseudopipra pipra is the source of this 4363-nucleotide messenger RNA. RefSeq names its product NOP2/Sun RNA methyltransferase 6 (gene NSUN6). Lineage: Eukaryota; Metazoa; Chordata; Aves; Passeriformes; Pipridae. The record is from RefSeq and is a predicted model, not a curated record. Gene Ontology annotation, molecular function: RNA binding; RNA methyltransferase activity. The transcript has 12 exons. The coding region runs from base 643 to 1848 and encodes 401 amino acids. Gene Ontology annotation, biological process: RNA methylation.
CGCCUCGCCUCGCAAGGAAGUCGCGGUGCCCUGCGUUGCAACGGGAGGCGCUGGCAGCGCACCUCGCCCGUCCCCGUGUCCGUCAGCCGGGCAGUGCUGUGGCCGGUCCGCGGCCUCUGCCUUUGACAAGCGUUGCGGGUUUCAAGGCUCACAGUUCUCUCCUGUGUAGUAAAGCGUGUUAAAACAGCUGGGCUCGCUUUCAGUGCUGUACUGCAGGUUCCUGCAUACUGAGCUCUUGAGCGGGUACCCGGGUUUUAUCACUCAGGAGAGGUCAGUCGGAGAGCACGAACCCUGUUCUGCCCUAGACGGGGAAUCCACAGGCACUUAGAUGCAGGAAGGGUGAAAGAAUAAAAUGUUAUUAUAAUCCACGCAUUUCAGCUUUUUCAGAGGGAAAACAUUAAAAAAAAAAAGCGCGCUCUCAGCAACCUCUUGUCCAAUGAGCUCGGAUGCCCCCGGGCUCUGGCCCCGCCCUGUCGCCGCCCUCCCUGUCCCCUAGUGGAGAGCGGGUGCGGCGGCUGCACCCGCUCCCCGCCCCGGCCCCGGCGUUCCCGGCUCCCAUGGCGACUCCGCACAGGCGGGACUUCCUGCGGUCGUCCCGGAGGAGGCGGGACCGGCCCGGGCCCGGCGAUUUUAUAAAGGAAGAUGUCCUUUUUCCCUAAAAUCUCUUUCCAGUGUGAAGUUGAAGAGUAUCUCACCAAAGUGUUCAGAAAUAAUGAGCUUAUCACUGCUUUAGGUGGACAGGAGGCAGAGAAUAAAUAUCAAUCUCUGUUAAGUCGUCUGUCUCAUCCACCAAGUUUUACAACUGUAAGAGUUAAUACCCACUUGGCCUCCGUGAAACAUGUGAAAAAAAUGCUGUUUGAAGAGAUCCAGAAGCAGUUCAAAGGACUAUGUGUUCCAGUUCUUGAGCACCCAGAACUCCAGGACAUCCUGUUAAUUCCUGUCAUUGGACCCAGGCGAGACUUAAAAAAACAUCCAUCUGAAGUAAUUGUUGGAGCCCAGUGUGGAUAUGCAGUACUUCGAGGAGCACACGUUUAUGUCCCUGGAAUCGUAUCUGCCUCAAGAUUUGUGAAAGCUGGAGAUCUGGUCUCAGUGUAUUCAGAUAUUGAAGGGAAGUGUAAAAGAGGAGCCAAAGAAUUCAAAGGAGUCAAAGUUUUCCUUGGAAAUGGGAUUUCAGAACUGAGUCGCAGUGAAAUCUUCAGUUCAAGUGGCCCACUGAAGGGUCUGGGCGUAAGAAUGAUAGAGCCAGUCUACCUUAGUCCUUCAUUUGACAAUGUGCUCCCUAGUUAUUUGUUUUUACAGAAUUUACCUUCUGUGGUUGUGAGCCACAUUUUAAACCCUCAACCAGGAGAGAAAAUUUUGGAUAUGUGUGCUGCGCCUGGAGGAAAAGCAACCCAUCUUGCAACAUUAAUGCAUGACCAGGGUGAAGUAAUAGCCAUGGACAAAAUAGCUAACAAGGUCAAAAAAAUCAAGCUGAAUGCUGAAUUGCUACAACUGAAUUGCAUUAAGGCCUUUUGCUAUGAUGGAACAAAGGCUCUUUCAGUUGAGAAACGAGCGGAUGAACAAGAAGGACCUCCAUUCUCACCAGAAUCAUUUGAUCGAAUACUUCUUGAUGCUCCAUGUAGUGGGAUGGGACAGAGACCAAACAUGGCUUAUUCUUCAACUUUAAAGGAAGUGACCUCUUACCAGCCACUACAGCGCAAGCUUUUCACUGUGGCAGUGAAGUUGCUGAAGCCAGGAGGUGUUUUAGUAUACAGUACAUGUACGAUUACACUUUCUGAAAAUGAAGAGCAAGUUGCUUGGGCCCUGAAAAGAUUUCCAUGCCUCCAGCUUCAUCCACAGGAAAGGUGAAAAUUAUUUUAUUAAUGCCACUGAAGUCGUGACGACAUACAUAAAAGAUGGGACAUAAGUGAAAAUAAACUUGUGUUUUGAGGAAGGAGGAUUUUAUAUGUAUGGCUGCUAUUUUUGCUUUAUUUAAAGGAAUGAGGGAACAAAUUUAUUUUGGGCUAGAAUUUUUUAUCUAUACCACAUACUCUGUACAGUUAAAAAAUAUCUGUUACCUUUAUUAGUACUUUGAGGGAGUCUGUCCCUCCCACUGUAUGCAUCCCUCUUCCUCUGAUGAUGUGAUGAGCUGGGUGGGGUAGUUGUUUAUCGUCAUGGCUUUAAGGAAAAAUCUACCUCCAAUCCCUGUUUAGCUUACUUAUACAUUCUGUGAUGACUUGUACCUAUCUUAAGAAGUUUAGAUGAACCUUUUAACUGAAAUUAACAAAAUAUAUACAAGAGGUAUACAAUAAGAAAUUAUCUGAAGACUGGUAAAGAUUUAACAGAAUUGAAGCUCUUCUUCAAGGAUUUGUUUGUUCUGUUCUUCUGUCUGCUUUCUCCCCAUCCAUUUACUAGGAAUUUUUCAGUUCCAGCCAUUUCAACUAAGAUUAUACAUUUUACCUAACAAUAUAAAAAAAUUCUCCCUGACAGAAUUACAAAGUGAAACACAAGCCCUAUUAACUCAAAUGCAAGAUUAAUUCUGGUUUAAUAGACUUUCUCUCACCUGUAAUAUCAGUCUUAAAUAAAGCACUGUUCUUCACACACAAACGCCAUAAGAAUAAAUUUUUUGUGAAUAGUAUAUUUUAAAUUAAAUGACACUGAAUUGUUUACCCAUAGAUAGUUUCUAGUACCUUAUAACCAGUUCUCCAGUAGUGUAAAGUAAGGUGAUGUUUUCCAAUGAACAGGAACCUGGAGUCUAAGGUCUACUUACCUCAUGUUCCUUUAUGUAUUUAUUUCCUAUGUUCUUUAGUCACUUAUUGGACACCUCCUUUUAUACCCAGUCCACUGUUUCCCCAUUUCUCAGUUUGGCAAUAGAUCCUGGAAUCAUGUUGGGUAAGAUGAGUAAGGAAAGAACAGGAGAUGGAGCCAUAGGUUUCGUUCUCAUAGGUGGAAGUUACCACGUCGCAGCUGAUCCUUUGUGCAGACUUACUUCCUCUUAGGUGUUACACAGGAGAUACUGUAGAUCAGUUUAAAUGCAGUAACUUAACUGGAAGGAAAAAUUAAGAGGUAUACGAAAACACUGGUCUUUCUUUGAGCAAGUUGCUUGAACCUGUGCAGUACUGUUUUUCAUAGACUUCUACCUUUCCAUCCUUCUACUGCAUUACUUCAAGUUGCUACCCUUGUCUCCCUUUGUAUGUUAUUUUUCUCUCAAUUUGCAAUAGACACCUCUUUUUGUCUUUUACCUGGAAAACACUGAAAUCCUAUUGAGGGGAAGGAAGAGAAGAAUCAGGCUGCAACCUCUUGGCUGUCCAGCUUUACUGCACACAAUAUGUUGUUAAGCAGCUAACUCACAUCAUGUGCUGACUGGGUGAGAUCAUGUGUUUGCAAAGUAUGAUGACUGACAAAAUGCUCUGCUGCAGGCUGCAUUAUAGACUACAUUAGACUAGAUUGACAAAGGAGAUCUACUUUUGAUAUUGCAGUGCCAGCUUUUGUACAUUUUUUCUAUUCCUUAAUGAAUGCAUUGAAAGCAAAUCCAGCUAAGAAUUAGAUUUCUUCCAGGUGUGUAUUAAAUAAAAAACAGUCAAGGCUACUCACAAGAAACACUGAGAAAAGGGCUGUGAUUUUAAGCCCUUCUCCUCUCCAGGAUUUUGAUGCCAAAUGUCAUCUCCUGAAUUCAGAUACCUAAGCGUUGCUUUCUUUUUUUCUCUGCCUCAUAGACAUACCCAUGUAACAGUGGUCCCAUUUAUCUAUUAGUCUUAUUACAUGACAUAUAAAAAAUCUGAAGUUCAGAUUUUUCUGCUGCAUCAUUUGCCAGAAUGAUGCUUCCUCAGGCAAUAAAGUAUUCUGGACUGGGGCUUUCAGUCUCUGCAGUGCAAGUUUUCAAUGUGAAAAAUCCAGGUAUUUCUACUACUGUUACUGAGUAUAUUAGUAAUGGGCUAAGGAAUGACUAUUUUUGACUUAACUAAUAGCUAUUAGUCAGUACACAGCUAUUAGUCAGUACACAGAAGUGCUGCAUCAUUUAAAAGUGGCAACCUAAAACCUUUGGACCAGCUGUGUGGUGAUAACAGCUCUCUUGUGAUGUUUCAGUCCUUUGAGUAAUUAAUUUAGACCUGUGUACUCAUCAUCAACAAGUGCUCUAAGCAACGGGUUGAAGUGGGUGAGGGGCACCACCACCUCCUCAAAGUACUCUGAACCUUGUAUAUAUGUUUGUAAAUAUUGGCCAGAUGAAGGCAAGAAAAGGCCACAUUACUUCUGAAUCCCACCUGGUGUAAAUGAUACAAACCUAGCUUUUCCACAUUACCAGUUAAGUAUUCUGCAUAUACUCAGCAGAAUACAUAUAAGGCCUUUAAGAAUUUUACAGAUGCAAUAAUUUGCUUUUCUUUGU